AGAGGGAAAGAAAGAACAACGAUCAUAAUAUGUAGUUACGUUACCAGUUUUACCGCGCGAGCUGAUAUUACCACGCUGAUAUUGGCGCGAAAAUCAAACGCCAGAGUCGACUGUUUAUUUUGUGUCAAGGUUUUGAUCGUUUCUGUGCUCUGUGAAAGCAGACCGAUGUUUUGUAGCAGCACUGAAGAGGUGACCCCGGGUUCGAGCUCUGAGGCCGGGCCGAGCAGCAGCACUUUAACCCCACACAACCUGAUCGGCUACAGCCAUGUAACCUGUAGACCACAGGAUCCUCCGUCGUCUUCUGGCCUGCUGACUUCACACAGAUCGGAUGAUGUCAGGAACCGUGUGUGUCCAGGAUCAAGCACUGCGACUGAUACUGCUGCUCUGACAGCUGUGUUCACAGACACCACACCGACCGGAGCUCAGCGCCUGAUAAACAUCAGUGGAAGAGCAGACAGGAUCAGCUCUUCUGUGGGUUCAUCUGUCCACUCCUGGAGCUCCAGCACUCCACAUCUGAGGGCCACGCCUGCACUCUCACUGCAUGGACGAACCCCUCAGAGAGACCUCAACAUGACAACGUCUUCAUCUGCGUCUGCAUCUCAUGCGGCCUCUGUGAUCGUGGCUGUGGUGGAGGGACGUGGUUUAGCUCGGGGGGAGAUUGGCAUGGCCAGUAUCAAUGUGAGAUGCCCAGAGCUGGUUCUCUCACAGUUUGCAGACACUGGAACUUAUGCCAAGGUUAUUACCAAGCUGCAUAACCUGAUGCCUCUUGAGAUUCUGAUGCCAGACACGGCUAGUGUGAGAGGACAAGGAACCAAACUCUACACCCUCAUCACAGAGACUUUCCCGUCAGUCACAUUCACUGCAGUUCUGAGGAAGUACUUCAAUGAGAAGAAGGGCCUGGAGUACAUACAGCAGCUCUGUGUCCCUGAGUUCUGCACUGUCCUGAUGGAGGUGCAGACCAAAUACUACUGCCUGGCUUCUGCAUCUGCCCUACUAAAAUACUUUGAGUUUGUUCAGAACUCAAUAUAUGCUCCUAAGUCACUGAAAGUGAUCUUCACCGGCAGUGAGCAGACAGCCAUGAUUGAUGCAAUAUCAGCAAGCAACCUGGAGCUAGUAGUUAACCACAGAGAUCACAGAAGUAAAAACACUCUGUUUGGGGUCUUGAACUACACUAAGACUGCUGGUGGGGAGCGACGGUUACGCUCUAAUAUUCUUGAGCCCCUGCUGGAUGUGGUCACUAUCAACUCACGCCUGGACACCAUACAGGAGCUGCUGCAAAAUGAGGAGCUCUUCUUUGGUCUGAAGAAUGCCAUUGCACACUUCCUGGAUAUAGAUGAUCUGCUGUCUGCUCUUAUUCAGGUCCCAAAGCAAGAGACGAUACCAGUGGCUGAAGCAAAAAUAAUGCAAGUAAUUCAGCUGAAGCACACUUUGGAACUCGUCCCAUCAUUGAAGGCGAUGCUGUCACAUUCCAAAACAGCCUUGUUGGAAGCAUAUUACACCUCACUUGAUGACUGCAGGUUCAACAGCAUUCUGGAUCAAAUCAAAUCACUGAUUAAUGAUGACACCAGCUACAUGAAAGGCAGCUUGACCAUGCGCACACAGAAGUGCUAUGCUGUGCGACCCAAUGUCAGUGAAUUUUUGGAUAUUGCGAGGCGAGCCUACACAGAAGUGGUAGAUGACAUAGCAGGAUUGGUGGCUCAGCUUGGAGAGAAGUACAGCCUACCCCUCCGGACAAGUUUCAGCAACACACGUGGCUUCUUUAUUCAAAUGAAGCUGGAGGGUGGGGUCUUACCUGGGGGGAAGUUACCAGAGGAGUUCAUCAAAGUGACCAAACAUAAGAACAACUAUGGGUUCACCACUGUAGACCUCAUGAAAAUGAAUGACCACAGUGAGGAGGCUUUGAAAGACAUUUUCCACAUGUCUUAUGUGGUGGUGUCGAGGUUACUGAGUGAUGUCUGUGAACACAUCCACUGCCUGUACAAACUGUCCGAUGCUGUGUCAAUGCUGGACAUGCUGCUUUCUUUGGCUCACGCUUGCACUGUCUCAGAUUACGUGCGUCCUGAAUUCACUGAUACGUUGGCAAUAAAGCAGGGUCGCCACCCAAUCCUGGAACGCAUUUCUGGGCAACAACAAAUCUCUAACGACAUCUACAUCUCUGAGGGAAGCAAUUUUGUGAUCAUAACAGGCCCCAACAUGAGUGGCAAGUCCACCUACCUUAAACAGGUGGCCCUCUGCCAGAUAAUGGCUCAGAUAGGGUCCUUUCUGCCAGCGGAAUAUGCCUCUGUUCGAAUUGCAGAUCAGAUGUUCACCAGAAUAGGAGUAGACGAUGACUUUGAGACCAACUCCUCCACAUUUAUGGUUGAGAUGAAAGAGGUUUCUUACAUCAUCCACAAUGCAAGCGCCAAGUCACUCAUCAUUAUUGAUGAGCUGGGGCGAGGCACCAGUCCCGAGGAAGGCAUUGGCAUCUGCCACAGUGUCUGUGAAUUCCUCAUCAAUCUUAAGGCCUUCACACUCUUUGCCACACACUUCCUCGAGCUCUGCCAGCUGCAAACCCUUUACCCCAAUGUGGAGAACCAGCACAUGCAGGUUCAGCACGUCCGCACUGAAGACGGCAGAGACAGGGUCAUCUACACAUACCAGCUCAGUCGAGGCCAAUCAGAUGAGCGCAACUAUGGUAUAAGAGCAGCGGAGAUGACCAAUUUCCCGUCAGACAUUACUGAGGAAGCCAAAACUGUCGCAGCUAAAAUCAACCAAAAGCUGUGGGCCAAGCAUUACAGUGAUCCUGACACGGUCAAACAGAGGGCAGUCUAUCGUCUAGCCACCAGACUGCUGCAGACGGCCCGUAACUCACGGCUGGAUCCAGAGAGCCUACGCCAAUACCUGAAGGGGUUGAAGAGACAGUAUGAGGCUGAACUUCAAAGUGCUACAGAGUCGGUAGAAAAUGAGGAAUAGGGAAUGGGAUGGUGGGGCUGGAAUAUAAGGGAUGGAUUUCACCUGUUUGAGAAAAACUGACAAAAUACACUUGUUGAACAAAGCCAGGGAGAUACACCAGACCAUACAUAAAUCUAAGUGUUUAUUUAUUUAUAAAAGCAACUUAUUUUCACAGAUCAUCAUUUAUUGUUUGUUUAGUCUUAAGUGAGACCAAAACCAUAUGAGGUGCAUGUGUUCUACUUUUGAGGUGUUAUAAACUGUUAUUUAAAUAAACAUAUGGGAUGGUAA
Messenger RNA from Carassius carassius (crucian carp), 3219 nucleotides. RefSeq names its product mutS homolog 4 (gene msh4). Gene Ontology annotation, biological process: reciprocal meiotic recombination; mismatch repair. The coding region runs from base 166 to 2952 and encodes 928 amino acids. Gene Ontology annotation, molecular function: mismatched DNA binding; ATP-dependent DNA damage sensor activity; ATP binding. The transcript has 22 exons. Gene Ontology annotation, cellular component: nucleus. The record is from RefSeq and is a predicted model, not a curated record. Lineage: Eukaryota; Metazoa; Chordata; Actinopteri; Cypriniformes; Cyprinidae.